This is a messenger RNA of Trifolium pratense (red clover), 1645 nucleotides long. RefSeq names its product mitochondrial succinate-fumarate transporter 1. Bases 239 to 1186 code for a protein of 315 amino acids. The transcript has 3 exons. The record is from RefSeq and is a predicted model, not a curated record. Gene Ontology annotation, biological process: fumarate transport; succinate transport. Lineage: Eukaryota; Viridiplantae; Streptophyta; Magnoliopsida; Fabales; Fabaceae.
GAACUCCUGUUAAUUAGGAAUUGAAUUACAUUAUCUCACCGCAGAGUUCACCGGCUACAGCAGAGACAGUGCUGGCGAAGCUUUCUCCCUCCCUCGCAGAGCUUGACGGCGAGGCAGAGACAGACCGAGUCAUUCUCCUAUCCCUCUCUCAAACGCGACGAGCACCGGCAAAGCUUUCUCUCUCACUGAAUCACACCGGCGACCGCUUGAAGCAGAACAAAUUUAACGUCCAUCAAUCAUGAAGCAAGAUGUUGCGCAAGAUAACUCUAACACCAACUCAUAUCCCAAGAAAUCAAUUCCACCCUAUAUGAAGGCAAUCUCUGGCUCACUCGGAGGGAUUAUGGAGGCUGCUUGUCUGCAACCCAUUGAUGUGAUCAAGACCAGAUUACAGCUUGAUAGGUCAGGUAAUUACAAGGGAAUAGUUCAUUGUGGUACCACAAUUGUACGAUCUGAAGGGGUUCGGGCUUUAUGGAAGGGGUUAACACCUUUUGCCACACAUUUGACCUUGAAGUAUACUCUUCGAAUGGGUUCAAACGCAGUACUUCAGUCAGCAUUUAAGGAUUCUGAGACUGGGAAGAUUAGUAAUCACGGGCGGCUUCUUUCUGGGUUUGGUGCUGGGGUUCUUGAGGCGGUUCUGAUUGUCACGCCAUUUGAGGUGGUGAAGAUAAGAUUGCAGCAGCAGAGAGGACUAAGCCACGAGCUUUUGAAAUAUAGAGGUCCUGUGCAUUGUGCAGGAAUGAUCAUAAAGGAAGAAGGCUUUCGUGGGCUUUGGGCGGGUGUAACUCCUACUAUAAUGCGUAAUGGGACAAAUCAAUCUGCCAUGUUUACUGCCAAAAAUGCUUUUGAUGUGCUUUUGUGGAAGAAAAACGAAGGAGAUGGUAAAGUUCUUCUACCAUGGCAGUCGAUGAUUUCAGGAUUCCUUGCGGGUACAGCAGGUCCUAUUUGCACCGGUCCUUUUGAUGUUGUGAAAACAAGGUUGAUGGCUCAAGGAAAAGAGGGAGGUGAAGUGAAGUACAGGGGUAUGAUCCAUGCCAUAAGAACAAUAUAUGUAGAAGAAGGACUUCUUGCCUUGUGGAAAGGUCUGUUACCAAGGCUCAUGAGGAUCCCACCUGGACAGGCCAUUAUGUGGGGUGUGGCUGAUCAAGUAAUUGGUUUGUAUGAGAGGAGAUAUCUUCAAAAUUCAUGAUUGUAUUUGGAGGAUUCUUUUUUUAGAUUAAUUGUGCUUUCUCCAUGAUAGACCUAUUCAUUGCAAGCCUAGAAAAAUCAUCAUUUUAGGCUUGAAUUUUAUUGGUCGAUAUACUCUGAACACUAAACCCCUUGCAAAAGCUUCAUGUCUUGGGGAAUUUCUAGCAUUUAGCUUAGAGAGUUCCAAAAUAAUACUUGCUGAGCUAUACAUGCAAGCCCUUUCACACAGGCUUUUUUGGUUAUAUGUUGAGAGCUAAAAUAAUGAGAUGCUUUUGUUUGAAGCAAUAGAAUGUUACAUGCUAUUUCAUGGAAAACAAAAUAACAGUUACUUAAUUAAAAUAUUUAGUUUCCUCUAGUUGUGGUUGGCACAAAUGUUCACAACCACUGUGAUUUGGAUUUUGCAACUGAUAAGUUACAUUUAAAUUUUAUUAUCUUUAAUGAGAUGGGUGGUUCUCUCUUA